UUUCGGACUCUCUCGGGGACGCCCCCGCGGCACGCUCCGCCCCGGAAACACGCCCCCAGCCGCCUAGGCGCGCUUUUAAAACAGGCACUGUUCUAUUGUUUCGCCGGGUCGCGGCCGCCUGGGGAGCUUUGUUCUCCUGUCUUAAACCUGCUGCCCCUCGCGCACCGCGGGACCCCCCCCCCCGACCCCGCGCAGCGAUGAGGAGGACCCGCGACGAGGUGGACGCGACCCUGCAGAUCGCCAAGCUGAACGCGGCCGAGCUGCUGCCCACCGUGCACUGCCUGGCCUUCGGCCCCGGGGCCAGCGCAGCCGCCGGCGACUUCUGCCUGCUCGAGUUGGAGCCCGCGCUGUGCCAGCAGCUUGAGGCAGGACAUAGUCUUGUGAUUCGUGGUGAUAAGGAUGAGAAGGCCGUUCUGUGCAGUAAAGACAAAACAUAUGACUUGAAAAUAGCAGACACUUCCAAUAUGUUGCUUUUUAUUCCUGGUUGUAAAACUCCAGACCAGAUGAAGAUGGAAGAGACACACUGUAACAUUAUUCACACUGAGAUCUUUGGUUUUUCUAAUAAUUACUGGGAAUUAAGAAGAUGUAGACCUAAAUUAAAGAAGCUAAAGAAACUUUUGAUGGAAAAUACCUAUGAAGGACCUGACAGUCAAAAAGAAAAGGAUUCAAAUCACUCAAAAUAUACAACUGAAGAUUUGCUUGAUCAAAUUCAGGCAAGUGAGGAAGAAAUAAUGGCCCAGUUACAAGUUCUAAAUGCCUGUGAGAUUGGAGGUUAUUGGAGGAUUCUUGAAUUUGAUUAUGAGAUGAAACUUCUGAAUCACAUAACUCAGCUUGUGGAUUCUGAAUCUUGGUCUUUUAGUAAAGUUCCCUUGAAUACAUGCCUUCAGGAACUUGGACCAUUAGAGACAGAGGAAAUGAUCGGACACUGUCUUAAAUGUUAUGGAAAGAGAUAUACAGAGGAAGGUGAAGUUUAUUUUGAAUUGAGCGCAGAUAAAAUCUGCAGAGCUACAGCAGAAAUGCUACUUCAGAAUGCAGUGAAAUUCAAUCUCGCUGAGUUUCAAGAAGUGUGGCAACGGAGUGUUCCUGAAGGAGUGAUAACUAGGCUCGAUCAGCUUAAGGGUUUAGCCUUGGUGGACAGACACUCAAGACCAGAAAUCAUAUUUUUGCUGAAAGUAGAUGAUUUGCCUGAGGAUAAUCAGGAACGUUUUAAUAGUCUCUUCUCUCUGAGGGAGAAGUGGACAGAAGAAGAUAUUGCUCCAUAUAUUGAAGAUUUGUGUGGAGAGAAGCAAACCAUUGGUGCAUUACUCACUAAAUAUUCUCGAUCUUCGAUUCAAAACGGUGUUAAAGUUUAUAACUCAAGAAGACCCAUUUCUUAAAAAGAACAACAGUCUUGUCUUUGCGACUAAAGUUGCUUUGUAAAGUUGCUGGUUAUAAGAAAACUUUUUAUGUAUUUGUGUUCCAGACUUUUAAAAACCGAAUUCUUUGAGGCUUUUUUUUUUUUUUUUUUUUUUUUGGCAGUACGCGGGCCUCUCACUGUUGUGGCCUCUCCCGUUGCGGAGCACAGGCUCUGGACGCGCAGGCUCAGCGGCCAUGGCUCACGGGACCAGCCGCUCCGCGGCAUGUGGGAUCUUCCCGGACCAGGGCACGAACCCGUGUCCCCUGCAUUGGCAGGCGGACUCUCAACCACUGCGCCACCAGGGAAGCCCUUUUGAGGCAUUUUUCUCCUCAUCUUAAGCAUUUAAAAACUACUGCUCUUUUUUUCCUUAAACGUAAUAGGGUAUUUUAUAUCAAUCAGGUUAUAUUUGUAUUAUGUACACAGUGAAAACAACGACAAAAGAAAGUGUUAUUUCCUAU
This is a messenger RNA of Lagenorhynchus albirostris (white-beaked dolphin), 1854 nucleotides long. RefSeq names its product DNA replication and sister chromatid cohesion 1 (gene DSCC1). The transcript is spliced from 9 exons. Gene Ontology annotation, cellular component: nucleus; chromatin; chromosome, centromeric region. Lineage: Eukaryota; Metazoa; Chordata; Mammalia; Artiodactyla; Delphinidae. The record is from RefSeq and is a predicted model, not a curated record. Gene Ontology annotation, biological process: mitotic sister chromatid cohesion; maintenance of mitotic sister chromatid cohesion. The coding region runs from base 198 to 1376 and encodes 392 amino acids.